Messenger RNA from Fraxinus pennsylvanica, 438 nucleotides. The record is from the annotation of a GenBank genome assembly. Lineage: Eukaryota; Viridiplantae; Streptophyta; Magnoliopsida; Lamiales; Oleaceae.
AUGAAGCCAGGAUUUCCGGCUGAGGAGGAAGAGCACAUUAGAAAGGAAAUCGAAUCUUCUACUAGGCCUUUAUCCUUGUCUAAUUCAAUAGCAGAAGCACCCCAAGAAGCCAGCGGUUUCAUCCAUGCGCCAACCAUUGAGUUGCUAGGAGAAAUUGUGAUUAAAGAAGUCAGCAGCUCCCACAGGAAAAUCCCGGUGAUUGAAUAUGAAGUGAGCAAUGCUUCUCAGAAGGGGUCGAAAUCUCGUCCAAUUUCUGUUUCAUCUCAAAUAUUCACACAAGAGAUUUCGACUAAAGAUUCACCAUCAUAUGGAAGCUUUACUGAUGAAGGGAAGAUUUUAAAGAAAGAGGGAGGCAAAUAUGGAGAACCCAAGAUAGAAUUCAUUACUCCAGUUAGGCGGUCGAGUCGAAUUCGCGACCGCACAGUCAUGUCUCCAUGA